Trypanosoma cruzi is the source of this 639-nucleotide messenger RNA. RefSeq names its product mucin TcMUCII, putative. The transcript has a single exon. NCBI's taxonomy places the organism in Eukaryota, Euglenozoa, Kinetoplastea, Trypanosomatida, Trypanosomatidae. The record is from RefSeq and is a predicted model, not a curated record. The coding region runs from base 1 to 639 and encodes 212 amino acids.
AUGAUGAUGACGUGCCGUCUGCUGUGCGCCCUGUUGGUGCUUGCCCUGUGCUGCUGCCCGUCCGUGCACGCAGGAAACACUCAGGAGGCCACUGAAGACCAAGGUGAUGCAGAAGACCCCAAUUCUUUGCCUGUUUCACCUAAAUCUAAGGCAGCUGCAUCUAAUGGAGACGCCGCCGGUUUAGCGGCCGCUGCACCAGGAGGAAUACCAGGGAACAGUCAGCCAGUGUCGUCAAGUUUGGGGUCCACUGAGCAACAGGAAAAAGGUGCCGUAGAGGGAGGUCCGACCGUUACGGUACCGCAAGGAAAUGCCGAGUCCGUUAAGGUACAGAGAGACGAUAAGGACAGUAAGACAGGGACGACGCGUAGCACAAGUACGCCCACAGAGAAAAUAGUUAAAGAAGCGGAAGAUACCGCAAAGACGACCACGACCACUACCACAACAAAAUCACCAACCACGACAACCACCACUACUGCGCCAGAGGCACCAAGUACUACAACUACAGAGGCGCCAACAACGACGACCACCCGCGCACCGUCACGUCUUCGCAGAAUCGACGGCAGCCUCAGCAGCUCUGCGUGGGUGUGUGCCCCGCUGCUGCUCGCCGCAUCCGCGCUGGCGUACACCGCUCUGGACUGA